This is a messenger RNA of Gadus morhua (Atlantic cod), 2403 nucleotides long. It is a transcript of the gene mbd3b, whose product is annotated as methyl-CpG binding domain protein 3b. Bases 253 to 1077 code for a protein of 274 amino acids. The transcript is spliced from 7 exons. The record is from RefSeq and is a predicted model, not a curated record. Gene Ontology annotation, biological process: negative regulation of transcription by RNA polymerase II; DNA methylation-dependent constitutive heterochromatin formation. NCBI's taxonomy places the organism in Eukaryota, Metazoa, Chordata, Actinopteri, Gadiformes, Gadidae. Gene Ontology annotation, molecular function: methyl-CpG binding. Gene Ontology annotation, cellular component: nucleus.
GCGGAUGGCGGCUCGUUGCCCCUGAGAGCCUGGCAGGUAGUGAUGUGGCUUAGGUCCGCCGCGGAGCGAUCUGCGUUACGACAAAGAGAUGCGGGAUUGUCGUAGAGAAGCCGCUGCCGAAAGCGCCUGUCGUAAUUGUUUAGACAAAGGCAUGCGAAGUGAAAUAUUACUUCGUAGAUACAUAUUUCUUAAAAUACGAGUUGCUUAACCGCUAGAACAUAAGUGGAUUUUUUUAGGCUACUCGCGUGGGAAAUGGAGAAGAAAAGGUGGGAUUGCUCUGCUCUCCCCAAGGGCUGGAAAAUGGAAGAAGUGACCAGAAAGUCGGGUUUGUCAGCUGGAAAAAGCGAUGUCUAUUAUUUUAGUCCCUCCGGGAAGAAGUUCCGGAGUAAACCUCAACUGGCCCGUUACCUUGGUAACCAGAUGGACCUCAGCUCGUUUGACUUCCGCACAGGGAAGAUGCUAAUGAGCAAGCUCAACAAGAACCGCCAGAGACUACGCUAUGACAACAACAGCCAGAAUAAGGGCAAGCCUGACUUGAACACGUCGCUCCCAGUCCGACAGACGGCGUCCAUCUUUAAGCAGCCGGUUACCAAGGUUACCAAUCACCCUAGCAACAAAGUCAAAACAGACCCGCAGAAGGCUGUUGACCAGCCCAGACAGCUGUUCUGGGAGAAGAAGCUGAGCGGGCUGAAUGCAUACGACGUAGCGGAGGAGCUGGUUAAGACCAUGGAGCUGCCUAAGGGCCUACAAGGGGUGGGUCCCGGCUGCACCGACAAGACCCUCCUGUCCGCCAUCGCCAGCGCGCUGCACACCAGCGCGGCACCCAUCACGGGCCAGCUGUCUGCGGCCGUGGAGAAGAACCCCGGGGUGUGGCUCAACACCUCCCAGCCCCUCUGCAAGGCCUUCAUCGUCACGGACGAGGACAUCAGGAAACAGGAGGAGCUGGUGUACAGCGUAAGGAAGCGGCUGGAGGAGGCGCUCAUGGCCGACAUGCUGGCCCACGUCGAGGAGGCGGGCAGCGACGGGGAGUCCCCCAAGGAGGAGGGCAGUGCCGGGGAGGAGACGGAGGCCGUAUAGCCGAGGGUUUUGUGAAGACUGGUUUAGGGUUGAUCCAUAUCCUGCCCACGCACGGCCAAAGUAACAGAACCCCCCCCCCAGAACUGUCCCCCUCUCUCCACUCACCUGACCCUUUUGUCACCGGUGCCACCCAGAGCCUCACCCCCCAAUAGUUUGGUGAAGGGGCCACUGCCAAGAGCCCUCCACUCCACCGGUCCGGUCCAGACCCAUGACACGAUGGAUUGAGGUGUUCAGAGGACUUUUAAUCCUUUUUAAAUAAUAAUUAUGAUUUCACCCACUGACUUUCCGAGAUCUCAAAAGAAUAGUGUACAGCUCAACAAAUUCCGUGUUCAUUGACGAUAAUGUAUUUUUUACCGAAAGGCAUUGUAUGGGUUAUGUUUUUUGCGACAAUCAUGUCUAGCCCCGGUCUUUAUUGUACAUUUAAAAAAACAAAAAUACACAUUGGAAAUUUCAAGAUGCCUUUUUUUGCAAAUUGGAAAUGAAUGUUUGAAACAUCUCUGUUGCGUUUAACAUUGCACUCCCGUAAAAGUGCAGCACAUCUUGUUACAGCGGAACUAUUUAGAGUGACUACAAUUGGAGCAAUGUAAGUGUCGUCAAAAAGAUUCUGGGCCUAAAAUGAUUUUGUAAAAUGGCAGAACUUAAUGGUGUUAUAUUUCAGAAAUAUAUUUUAGGGUUUGUCUGUGUUGUGUGUGUGCGUGUGUGUGUGAUUGUGUGUGUGAGAUUGUGUGUUAGUAUUUUUUUCAAGUACAUAUUAUGAUUUAUCGGAUUCCUUCUAUCAGUGUUGACCAAAGAGGAGCCAAGUAGUUUUGAGGACGGUCAAAUGUGUAUAUUUUAUUUUAUAGCCAUUGUCAUUUAUAUUGCUAUUUAUCCAUUAAAGAUCAUGUCAUCACCAUCAAUUCAAUCGAGAGAAGGAUGUCGAAGAAUUGACUUGAAAGCUCUUUCUGUGGUUCUGCUGUUAGAUUGAUCUGUUUUGACAUCAGGCAGCUUCUUGAGUGUGUGUGUGUGUUGAGAACAUGGCUUUUCCCUUAAAAGUUAGUUUCUUCACCCACUUUCCACUUACGGUCAUUUCUGGCUCACACACACACGGAAGGUCUCGUAUUUAUCUUACAAACAUAAUUGACAAUGCAAACUUAAUGGUCCCUCCUCUGUUUUUGGAAAUGACUAUCGGUGUAUAUUCAGCUUGAACAUUUCAAAUGGUACAAAAAGUUUUAUGAUGAAUGAUUUGUCCAAAAAAUUAUGAAUGGCCCUUUUUUUUUAUUAUCAACAAUCUGAUUUAUGAAAUCGAUUUGAUUGUGUUGCUUAUUAAAAUGAGUUUUUUCAACGGGA